Colletotrichum destructivum is the source of this 1800-nucleotide messenger RNA. RefSeq names its product Putative proliferation-associated protein 2G4/ARX1. Bases 191 to 1432 code for a protein of 413 amino acids. The record is from RefSeq and is a predicted model, not a curated record. The transcript has 4 exons. Lineage: Eukaryota; Fungi; Ascomycota; Sordariomycetes; Glomerellales; Glomerellaceae.
CCCCUCCUUCCCCGCCCUGAAAAUCGUCGUAUUUGUCGUCAAAAUACUUGCGCCAGACCACAACCGACUUUGCACUACACCUGCAUCUCUUUUCCAAAGUUCAGUCCCUCGAGAUCUGGACCGGUGCAUCACAAUCGUUGAGAUAUCCCUUUGAUUUUCUAGUCAACCCCCCCCAGAAAAUACCGCCAAGAUGUCGGAGGAAAUCGACUACACCCUUAACAACCCCGACACGCUCACCAAGUACAAGACCGCCGCUCAGAUCUCUGAGAAGGUCUUGGCUGCUGUCGCCGAGCUCAUCGUUCCUGGCGAGAAGAUCGUUGCCAUCUGCGAGAAGGGUGACAAGCUCAUCGAGGAGGAGCUUGCCAAGGUCUACCGCGGAAAGAAGGUCAACAAGGGCUUUUCCCACCCUACCACCGUCUCCCCAGCUUCCUUCGUGACGCCGUACACCCCGCUCACCACCGAUGAGGCCGAGGCCAACGCUGAGAUCAAGGAGGGCGAGCCAAUCAAGAUCCAGCUCGGUGCUCAGAUCGAUGGCUUUGGCUCCAUCGUCUGUGACACCGUCAUCGCAGCCAACAAGGACAAGUCCGGCGAGGAGAUCACUGGCCGCUCUGCCGACCUGAUCCUCGCCAACUACUACGCCAACGAGCUGCUCCUCCGGUUGAUGAUCCCACCCGGUCUGCUCGCUUCCGGCACCGACGAGGAGAAGGCCAAGGCCGCGUCUGCCAAGGCUCCCACCCAGCAGAAGAUUACCAGCUUGCUCGAGAAGGUUGUCAAGUCUUACGACUGCAACCUCGUCGAGAGCACCACCUCAUGGCUCUUUGAGCGCAACGAGAUCGAGGGCAAGAAGAAGAUUGUUCUUGCCCCCGCCGAGGGCACCAAGGGCGAUGGCGUUCCCGAGAUUGGUGAGGUUUGGGGUGUCGAGAUGGGCGUGAGCUUGGGCGCCGGCAAGAUCAAGACGUACGACCAGAGAACCACUCUGCACCGUCGCACCACCACCAACUACGGCCUCAAGCGCCCGACUUCCCGCAAGAUUCUCUCCGAGGUCCAGAAGAAGUUCGGCACUUUCCCCUUCAGCCUGCGGCAGCUUGAGGAUGAGCGCGACGCCAAGUCUGGUGUUGUCGAGUGUGUCCGCGGCAACGUCUUCCGCGCAUACGAGGUUGUUGGUGACAAGGACAACUCCCCCGUCGCCCGCUACCUCUCGACCAUUGCCAUCACCAAGAACGGCAUUACCAAGCUCGGUGCCCCCCCUGCUCUGGACCUCAACAAGGUCAAGUCGGACAAGAAGAUUGAGGACGAGGAGAUUCUUAAGAUCUUGGAGCAGCCCCUUUCCAGAAAUACGGGAAAGAGCAAGAACAAGAACAAGAAGAAGAAGAAGCCCGCGAAGAAGGCCGCCGCAGGAGGUGAUGAGGAAGAGGACAGCGACGAAGAGUAAGCCGAAAGUAGGAAACGGCGAUGACUGUCAAUGAGAGGAGCAACGGGGGGCGGCCCGAUUUUACAACCACAAUUUUUUGUCGUGAAAAUCAAAUGUGUGAUUCUGCUGCUGGGGCAGUCGAUAGGGGGCCAUUGCCAGGAUGAGGCCGGAUACAGGAACGCUCGCUCUGCAGAGUUGGAUGGUUGGCUGGCUGCGCAGCUGCUCAUCGGAAUGCCGAGGAGCGGCUCGCUCUUCUGAAGCUUCAGCCGGCCCACCGGCCGUACGAGCAGCCUAGGUAGCAUCCAACUGGUCGGCUGGUUCGUUUGAUAGCAUAGAGGUUUAAAGCCUGCCGCCAAACAAAGACAAGUCAUCUACGCUUUUUGCAUCUC